AUGCUUACGCAGCAGAUGGCGCUGAUCGCCGAACGCCAUGGAUGUCAGACAAACGUGGAGAAGAAAAACUCCUAUCGAUUAGAUAGCUGGCUGGCGUGGCGCAUCCUCACUGACCGGCGCCAUGGUGCAGCGCGUAAAUACGGCUCUGGCUCGGUAUGCGUGCCGGCGUGGUUGACAGGUUCUCCGUGUCUUGUCUUGUUUCACAUGCAUUCGGUCCUUGGGGAAGCGGUCCUAGGCUCGACUGGCUGCGUCUUGCUCAAAAGGCCAAGAGGUGGUGCAUUCAGCCCGUCGCGGAACUCGCACUAUGACGCGUGCAGCCCGGCCCAGACUGGGGACGUGGACCACGAAAAUUCUCUGCUCUCCAUCCGGCUCCGCAGUCGAGUGUUGAUUCAUCUGCCGCCCAAUGGGCUUGCUCGUGGGGUUGCAAGGGCGUCUAGCAUCCGCCGACAGAACAGCAAGCGAAUGGCGAAUGGCGAAUGGCGACGACGGCUGGUUGCAGCUGGAUGGUGGCUUGGCAUGUCCAGGCCAGGUACCGUGUGCCUGCCGCGCCAGGUACCCGGACACCCGUUCACGCAUCCUGCGCCCCCAACGGCUGCAACAAGGCCAUCAUUCAGGUCUGCGUGGCUCUUCACCCAGACCCUCUCGACCACCAAGCCAGAAUUCCAAUUUGCCUUGCAUACUCCAAGUCCGGCUCACGACGCUACACCACCGGACGCUGUAAUCCCUACAUCAUCACCUGGGCACCUCUAG
Messenger RNA from Bipolaris victoriae FI3, 750 nucleotides. RefSeq lists its product as hypothetical. The record is from RefSeq and is a predicted model, not a curated record. Lineage: Eukaryota; Fungi; Ascomycota; Dothideomycetes; Pleosporales; Pleosporaceae. Bases 1 to 750 code for a protein of 249 amino acids. The transcript is spliced from 5 exons.